Phytophthora infestans T30-4 is the source of this 1236-nucleotide messenger RNA. Its product is annotated as tRNA (guanine-N(1)-)-methyltransferase, putative. Gene Ontology annotation, biological process: tRNA N1-guanine methylation. Lineage: Eukaryota; Oomycota; Peronosporomycetes; Peronosporales; Peronosporaceae. Gene Ontology annotation, cellular component: cytoplasm. The record is from RefSeq and is a predicted model, not a curated record. The transcript has 2 exons. Bases 1 to 1236 code for a protein of 411 amino acids.
AUGUCGAAGCCUUUGCUGGACAAGACUCUGUUCAAGAAGACGCUGGAUGUCGUUGGCGUGCGCGUGGAGGCCAAGAAGAUCGGCCGCGUCGUGAAGAAGCUCCACGGCCAUUUACUGAACCUGCCACGUCUGCGCAAUGUGGUGCCGGACCCGACCAACCCGGACCCGUACAAGAACUCGAGUAGCAAACUUAUUCUGCUCAAUUCCAAAGUAAAGGACAUGGAGACGCUGCAACCACUCAACGAAGACCUGGUAGCCUUUUUAAAAGAGGAGAGCCUGGCCUUCGUAAGCCACGCCAUCGAGCUGGACUACAGCUACUUUGCAGUGGACCAGGUGCUCAGUGAGCUUCUACCCAAGGGUAUGGACAUCCCCAGCUCCUUCGAGACUGUCGGACACAUCGCACACCUGAACUUACGCGACAACCAAUUGCCCUUUAAAAACGUGAUUGGACAAGUUAUUCUGGACAAGAACGCACAGAUCCGCACGGUCGUCAACAAAACGGACAACAUCGAGACCAAAUUCCGCACUUUUCCCAUGGAAGUGCUGGCCGGUGACGACGAUAUGGAGGUCGAGGUGCAUGAGAGCAAAGCCUCGUUCCGCUUUAACUAUGCAGAGGUGUAUUGGAACUCGCGUCUGCAGCAGGAACACUUGCGUAUCAUCCGUCAGAUCAAGCCACACGACGUCGUGUGCGAUAUGAUGUGCGGCAUCGGCCCGUUCGCCGUCCCCGUGGCGCUCAACGGCAGUAAAGUGUACGCAAACGACCUGAAUCCUCGUAGCUAUCACUAUCUGAAGGAGAAUAUCGCACUUAACAAGGUGGAGAAGCUCGUCACGGCCUACAAUCUCGACGGUCGGGACUUCCUGGCCAAGUUACUGAGUGAGAAGAAGCAGUUCACGCAGGUUCUCAUGAACUUGCCGGCGAUUGCGCUGGAGUUCCUCGACGCGUUCCCGGGACAGUUCGACCACUGGGAAGGCGAACUCCCGUUUGUUCAUUGCUACUGCUUCUCCAACGCGGACGACGUCAAGCAGGACGUCAAGCAGCGUGCUGAGAAGAUCAUGGGCGGAGAAUUGGACCCGGAGCGGACGUCGUUCCAUCUGGUGCGCGACGUGGCCCCCAAGAAGGUCAUGGUGUGCAUCUCCUUCCAGCUGCCCGAGUCUAUCGCGUUCAGCUCGGAGCGUCAGGCGUCGAAGCAGGACGACCCGAAGCGGAGAAAGGUGGCGGCUGAGAACGCAGCUUAG